CAAACCCAUCUCGAAUCUGUAGCCCUACAAAACCCACCCCCUCCCCUUCGACACCCCAAGGAAGAAAAAGCCCACCACGCAUGCGCCAUGUCCGAUAGACCCUCGCACCGAGGCGGCCGGGGCGGUCAGGGAUCUCACCCCCGUGGCGGGCGAGGAGGCGGAAGAGGAGGAGGCGGCGCUGGAGCGGGUGCCCACGAUCGCGAGAGGACCAAGAAGGAGAACAUUCUCGACCUGGCCAAGUACAUGGACAAGCAGAUCACUGUCAAGUUUAACGGCGGACGAGAGGUCAAGGGCACUUUGAAGGGUUACGAUGCUUUGAUGAACCUGGUUCUGGAUGAUGUACACGAAGUUGUCCGAGACGACGAAGGCAACGAGUCCACCCGCUCCCUCGGUCUCGUCGUCGUUCGAGGCACCCUCCUCGUCCUCGUGAGCCCCGUCGACGGCAGCGAAGAGAUCGCCAACCCCUUUGUCCAAGCCGAGGAUGAAUGAAGCACCAAUUCUCUGGAGAAAUAUACCUAGUUGGAAAGAAUCACAAAACGGUGUGAAGGAAGAAGCCCUGAUACAUAGGGUGGCCGGCCGCUGUUGUGGCCUUACCUACCAGUGUCUAGCUGGCGGAAUGACGUGAUGACCCUUUUAGACUUACAUCUACUAUCACAACUUGUUGGAUUGCGAAUGAACGGCGAGAUGCCAGAUGUGGCUUGUCGAGUUAAGCUCAACCAGCCUGGUGACUUCACGCCAUGAGAGGGCAUGGUAUCACGUUCUUCACAUCAACAGUCUUGUUUUAAGUCAAGGCAAUAUACCAUAUUCACAAG
Molecule: messenger RNA, 812 nt
Organism: Fusarium vanettenii 77-13-4
Lineage: Eukaryota; Fungi; Ascomycota; Sordariomycetes; Hypocreales; Nectriaceae
Exons: 3
Coding region: 88-489 (133 amino acids)
Biological process (GO): mRNA splicing, via spliceosome; nuclear-transcribed mRNA catabolic process
Cellular component (GO): U2-type prespliceosome; spliceosomal tri-snRNP complex; U12-type spliceosomal complex
Molecular function (GO): RNA binding
Source: RefSeq, a predicted model, not a curated record